CAGGUCAUAUCAUCGGACGAGCAACAUGAACGGCAUCGCCAGGAGCGUCAUUCGACUUCCGAGUUUGAAGAAUCUCGUGAAGCCGGGCAAGUUGAGCGCCGCGAACGCACAAACGGGAAGGUCGUUAUGGAGCCAAGUGCAGCAGCAGCCGCCAAAGGUCCUCACGGCGUCGUCGAGCCUCGUCGGGACCCGGGAGCAGCGGCCCUGCACGUGUCUCUCCUGUCGAUUCGCCCACACCAAAGCCGAGAAGGAGCUCGUUGAAUUCCUGGCCGAGGAGAUCGUCGCGGAGAAGAAGGCGCAGAAGCUGAAGACUAUUCCGACGGAGAUAAAAGACUUUAAAGUGUCGCUUAAUGGUGCCGAAGUCACACUUACGAAAACAACGAGCACGGAAAGAAUCACGAUAUCCUUUAACAUAAACCACACGGUGGACUCGGAAUCCAGUUCGGAGGUCGAGUCGAAUGACGACAAGGGCGACGUCGGCGAAAUAAAGAGCAAGCCGAGUUUCGAGAUCGACAUCAGGAGGGGAAACCAGACUCUAUCGUUCGGCUGCUCGUUUAACAGCGAGCCCGGAGCCUCGGGAAUGGACGACUCUUACAGCGAUAUCUUUGGUAUUGACGAGAUAACACUUUACGAGGGAGAGCACGUGGAAACAGUUUACUCGGUUGCUGGUGAAAUCAUCGAUGGGUACCUCUACGACCUUCUCAUGAAUUAUUUGGAGGAGAAAGGCAUUUCCAAUGAAUUUGCCGAGCAAAUGGUCGAGCUAAGUACAAACUACGAGCACACUGCGUACAUUGGCCUGCUGGAAGGCCUAUCCAAAUUUACAACAAAAUAAUUGCUAAUUCGCUUAAGUUCCGAUUUCAUACAUAGAAUGUAAAAGCUGUAUUUUUAUCAUUAGGAUGUUAAGAAUUGCUAAUAAAAGUAACUAGAAAAUCAAAAGCCUUGUGCGAGAGAUACUUCUUUGAUAUAAGAGUUUGAUUAAGCUAGGAUAUAAUAAGCUCGUAAAUUCACACUUAUAAAUAAUCGCUUUAUAUUUGAACUGUACAUAAUAUUAAGAUAAAAGCUAAUAGACCGGAGCACAUUUGUUCAACACAAGUCGCAUCAAUAAAAUCCUUACAUUUUG
This is a messenger RNA of Ceratosolen solmsi marchali, 1120 nucleotides long. RefSeq names its product complement C1q binding protein P32 (gene P32). NCBI's taxonomy places the organism in Eukaryota, Metazoa, Arthropoda, Insecta, Hymenoptera, Agaonidae. The transcript is spliced from 5 exons. Bases 26 to 832 code for a protein of 268 amino acids. Gene Ontology annotation, cellular component: mitochondrial matrix. Gene Ontology annotation, biological process: cytosolic ribosome assembly. The record is from RefSeq and is a predicted model, not a curated record.